GUAAUGAAAUAGGCGUGUCUUCUGCAAUUACGCACCUAGCAUUCGAGAGAGGAGGAAGCAGAACCAGCGCGGUGUUUACUUGGUUAGCAAGAAUGGCUUCAAACUUGUGGUCAGAGGAUCAGUUUAGUUGUUCACUGUGUCUGGAGCUAUUGAAGGACCCAGUCAGUAUUCCAUGUGGACACAGUUACUGUAUGGGGUGUAUUAAGAACUGCUGGGAUCAGACUGAUCAUACAGGUGUCUACAGCUGCCCCCAGUGCAGAGAGACCUUUACCCCAAGGCCUGUUCUGGGCAGAAACAUCAUGCUGGCUGAAAUUGCUGGAGAAUUCAAGAGGAGAAGACUCAAUCCUCCUCCUGCUCAAAGUUAUGCUGGACCUGGAGAUGUGCCGUGUGAUUUCUGCACUGGGAGAAAGUUCAAAGCUGUGAAAUCCUGUUUGACGUGCCUGGCCUCUUACUGUGAAACACACGUCAAGUCUCACAGUGAGGUUACUCCAUUAAAGAGGCACAAGCUGAUCAAUGCAAUUGGAAAUCUGGAGCAGAAGCUUUGUGCUGAACACCAGAAGGUUUUGGACAUCUUCUGCAGAACCGAUCAGACAUGUGUUUGUGUGUUGUGUACAGACAAGGAUCACAAGAGCCAUGAUACAGUCUCAGCUGAGGCAGAAAGGAGUGUGAAACAGAAGCAGCUGGGAGAGACACAGACAGAAAUACAACAGAGAAUCCAGGAGAGACUGAAAGACGUGGAUGAGCUGAAACAGACUGUGGAGUCACUGAAAAGAUCUGCAUGCAUAGAAAUAAAGGAAAGUGAGAAGAUCUUUACUGAGCUGAUCCGAUCCAUUGAGAAGAUCCACACUGAGGUUAUUGAGCUGAUUGGAGCUAACGAGAAGGCUGCAGUGAAUCAGGCUGAAGGACGCAUGAAGAAACUGGAGCAGGAGAUUGCUGAGCUAAGGAGGAGAAACACUGAGCUGAAACAGCUUUCAGAGACAGAGGAUCACAUCCAUUUUCUACAGAAUUUCCAGUCUCUCUGUGUCCCUCCUGAAGCUGGAGACUUACCCAGCGUUACUGUCAAUACAGACAUCUCUUUUGUGGCUGUGAGGAAAGCUGUAUCUGAACUUAAAGACCAUAUUGAGGAUUUCUGGAAGGGGGAAUUAGUAAAAAUAACCACAACAGUGAAUGAAACAGCAGUUUAUACCCUGGGGUCUAGGAGCCAUGACAGACGUUUCAAAGUGAAUGAAGUUGCGGUUUACAGUCUGCAGGCUACAGAGCCAAGGAACAGAGCUGAGUUUUUAAAAUAUUCCUAUCAGCUCACACUGCACCCCAACACAGCAUAUAGAGAGCUCUGUCUGUCUGAAGGAAACAGAAAGGUGACACGGAGGAGUGAGACCCAGCGAUAUCGUCAUCACCCAGAGAGAUUUGAUAGCUGGCCCCAAGUGCUUUGCAGAGAGCGUUUGUCUGGGACUCGCUGUUACUGGGAGAUUGAGUGGAGGGGGGGAGGGGCUUAUAUAGGAGUCACAUAUAAAGGAAUCAGCAGGAAAGGAGGGGAUCGUUGCUGUCUCCUUGGAUGCAAUGACAAGUCCUGGAGUGUGUACUGCUCUGAUUCCAGUUAUUCUGCCCGGCACAAUAACAAUAAAACUGCAAUAACUGCCCCCUGCUCCCCCAGAAUAGGAGUGUAUCUGGAUUUUAAUGCCGGCACUCUGUCAUUUUAUGGCGUCUCUGACACAAUGACCCUCCUGCACAGAUUCCAAACCACAUUCACUGAGCCGCUCUAUCCUGGGUUUUGGAUUGGUUAUGAUUCCUCUGUAACAAUCUGCCAGCUGAACUAGACUGUUUUGUGUUGUAAGAAACCCUUUGUAUUGAACUCCCUGUCUGUCCUCUCCACUCCUUGGGUGAAGGGAAUCUUUAAUCUGACACAAUUUUGGAUGAAAGGGGGUAAAAUGGCGCCACCUGCAGAGUGAAACGAGGUUAAUUAUUUGUUUUUAUGCUUGGGGCAUAACAUUUGUAAUUGUAAACACUCACACCUGGACAGCUGUUUCAGCAUAAAACGUUCAAUAUGUCGUGAGUAUGAGUAUCUCUUAAGGUGAUUGUAGCUAACUAAAUAAUUCCACAAUGUGUUCCUAUAUUGCACUUCCAUUGGCUGCACAGGACUCUCAUGUGCAGGUUUGAAAAACAUGACAGGCAAGAUUCUCAGAAAACCAUGAUCUUGUUUCGAAUGGGAUUUUGUGUCUCAAAUGGAUAUUUAUAGUAUAUAGCUGAACUAUUUGGGAUUUAGGUACAUCUUGCAAAUCUAUAAACCGUGAGGCUUCAUACAUACCUUUAUACAGAAAAGCAAUAGGUACAAGAUGCCUUUUCCUCAUGUUCUAAUUGUAAAUUAGUUUAAAUAUUAGUUUAAGUAUAGUUUGUAAAUUCUCAUUGGAAAUGGUUGCAUGUUUACUCUAACUAGCAUUUAAUUAGAUGCAUUGGGUCUAUUCAUCAGGCAGUUCAAAGUUUCAAUAUUAUAAUUGUUUACUUAUUUUAACUGUAAUGUGAGUGAAAUAUCAUCACAAGAAAGAAGACAUUUCCAUGGAUAAAGUAAAUUACAUUCAAUUUGCAUUACAUGUGCAAUCUGCCCACAGUGGAAAAGCAGAAACGUGUUUUAAGCCUGGCCUUUGUCGCCCUCUUCAGGACAAACUCUGCAGCUGCGCAGAGCCUGAUUGAAAGCAAUUCUUUUCACUUGGUGUGGUUCCAUUGGAAAUGUAGGACCCUAUUCACACAACCUUCAGGACUGUUCCAAGCACUGUUCUGUUAAAGACUCUUUAUGGUUUAAAUCAGGUUGUUUAGAGAGGGGGAGCAGUUUACUGUUUAUUAAUUUUAUUGUUUAUUAUUAAUCAAAGCACCAUUUAAGGUCAAAACUUUAUAAUCAGGUUUUAAAUUAAAACCAAAACAUGAAUGUAAAGAAGGACCAUUUUAACAACCAUUUGGUUUUUUUUAUGUUUCUGUACUUCAAUUAAUGCAAACCUUUUUUCAUAUACUUUUUCUUGAAAUGUUUUGUAAAGUUUUAAUGAUCAAUGAAUGUUUUGUUCUGCAUCUACUUCUGAAAUAAUAUAAACUAAGUGGACUGUGAACAGCAGCUGCUCUCUGGAAACGUGAAGUACACAAAAAAGCUUUGGAG
This is a messenger RNA of Acipenser ruthenus (sterlet), 3142 nucleotides long. Its product is annotated as tripartite motif-containing protein 16-like protein. Lineage: Eukaryota; Metazoa; Chordata; Actinopteri; Acipenseriformes; Acipenseridae. The record is from RefSeq and is a predicted model, not a curated record. Bases 93 to 1817 code for a protein of 574 amino acids. Gene Ontology annotation, molecular function: zinc ion binding; protein binding. The transcript has 8 exons.